GGAUUAAACUUUCUGCAUACACUCUCUGUGGUUAACCUUCUGCAUUAACCAUCGGCAAAUCCAGCCGCCCAGCCUUGUAAAUGUGCAGCAGCGGCGGGAGCUGAGAGGCAGAAUAACAGAGGGAUCGGUGGCACAGUCAAGUGGCUGCGUGCUUCAGCUCUGCACGCUCCUCAGCCCCCUGCGCUCAUCCUGAACAGCAGUUAUAGACUAGGACUUCUCAAGAGGAUCCGGCAAUUAAGGAAAACAAAAAUAGAAACAAAAAUUCUCAGCAGACCUGGCAAAAAAGGUUAUUUUAACUUGUCUGUAACUUUCAGCAGAGAAAGGAUAACUUUGCCCUAUGUGUUUGCCCGAAAAGCUUGCCGUUAAUCCGAGGAGGGCGAGCUGGUAUUUGGCAGCACGUUGGACCCUCACCGUUCCCCAAUUAGUGUUUUUACCACCGACGGAAUAGAAGGGACGUGAUUGCUUUUGAGAAAUUUGUUAACAAAGAGAACCCGCGAGAGAGCGGAGAAUGCACUCUAGUGUUUGGAUAAAGGAGCCAGUUAAUGAGGACAGUUAAUGAGGACGUAGAGGGUAUCAUUACGUUUAGCCGAGCUCGGACAUGGGGAGACGAGUAGGACACUGACCAGACAAGGUAUGAUUUUAUCUGAAGAUCUCCUCUCUACUGAUUAGAGGACUGCACACUGAAUACAGAUCUUAUCCUGCAAGUAAUCAGCUACUGAUUGGGCAGCGUGGAUACAGAACACAUAUACACUUGAUACUGGCACCGCAGCAAGGGACUGUUUGUCAUCACAUCUUGGGGCCCCCCAGGCUGCUGACAUGUAAGUGCAGCUCUUUCUGCCCACACCGCCAACAGCCUGACGUUAUAUUACCAUCAAACUUUUACUGUCUUUCUGGGAUUGGAAGUUGGGCGCAAAAUGAACGUCUCUGUCCAGAUAUCAUCUCAAGAUAGCUGCCACCCAGAGUCAGUGCUCAUUCCUGUGCUGUACUCGCUCAUCUUCCUAGUGGGCACAGUUGGUAACAGCCUGGUACUGGCGGUGCUGCUGAGAAAUGGCAAAGUCAAUAAUACCACCAACCUCUUCAUCCUGAAUUUAGGGGUAGCCGACUUGUGUUUCAUCAUUUUCUGUGUGCCCUUUCAAGCCACCAUCUACACCCUGGACAGCUGGGUCUUUGGACCCUUUAUGUGCAAAGCAGUGCACUUCUUCAUCUACCUCACCAUGUAUGCCUCCAGCUUUACCUUGACCACUGUCUCCCUGGACAGGUACCUUGCCAUACGUUAUCCUUUGCGUUCGCGGGAGCUGCGCACCCCCAAGAAUGCACUGUUGGCCAUUACGCUCAUUUGGAGCCUUUCAUUGGUGUUUUCUGGCCCUUACCUCAGCUACUACCAAGAGUUCCAGCUGUCUAACCUGACUGUGUGCCACCCUGUUUGGCAGGACUCCUACCGCAGGGCCAUGGACCUUUGCACUUUUGCCUUCAGCUACGUCAUCCCUGUGCUGAUACUGAGCCUCACCUACGCCCGUACCAUUCGUUACCUCUGGACUGCUGUGGACCCCAUAGAGGACAUGUCUGAGUCGAAGAGGGCUAAAAGGAGGGUGACGCGUAUGAUUAUCAUCGUUGCGGUUUUAUUCUGCCUCUGCUGGCUGCCCCACCACCUGGUCAUACUUUGUGUCUGGUUCGGAUACUUUCCCCUCAAUAACUUCACAUACGCUCUUCGUAUUCUCUCCCACCUGGUGUCCUAUGCCAACUCUUGUGUCAAUCCCGUGGUCUACGCUCUGGUUUCCAAGCAUUUCCGCAAAGGCUUUCGCAAGAUAUUCCGCUGCCUGUUACUCCGACAGAGGGCGGCCAAUAAGGUCCACACUGCGCCUGCCACUCACGUCGGAGUGAGCACUCAUGAAGGGCCGUGCACAGAAGUGACCCAUAUUAGUGAGGGUCAUCUACACUGCUCUGCUUGCUGCCCUGAUCCUGGCAGCCCUUGGAAGGAGACUGAGAGACCCGGGGACAAGAGGGCCCAGUCGUUUAUCACAUUUAAUGUUACAUAAUGAGUUUGGGGUAUGGCCACCGAAUGACUCUUCUCCUCCCAGUGCCUGUAGCAUCCGGAAUCGGUGGAUUGGACUCAGGAUCAUUUACGCCAAGGGCCACAGAUGUCAUAUAAUCAUUUACAGUUGUUUGGAUUAGAAGGAGAACAUUAAAUGGAGUAGGGUAGGGUCCUACACAAGUAUAUAGCCUGUAUAUAUAGCCAUAAUGUAUGCACUGGGAAUAUCUUUUUAAUCACAUGCUUGAGAUAAUCAGAAUUUAGAUACCUACAUAUUGGCUUUCUGGAACCAUAUAUAAAGCAUUAUUCUAAGCUUUCCAUGAUUGGAGCUGAACCUUCUAUUUACAGUGUUACACUGGGGGGAAGGAAUCCAUGAAUGUAUCUUGUACAGUAGGAAACAGCUUCCCUUGGUUUGACUUGCCGUUUGCCCCUUGCGUUCUGUAUACCAUCGGGACCCAAUGGGUCACACAUUGUCAUUAUCUACAGCAGAUUUCAUUAUACUGACUGUUAUGUGUGAACACUGUCUGCUUUUACAUGAAAGUGCCUCUAGUGGGAAGGGACUAAAGGUAUGUAAAGCUGUAUGUGCUGCCAGUCGAGAGGAGCUAUUUUAUUUACGCUAUAUGACUGCACAUAACUGCUUUUUGAAGUGGAAAUUAUAUAUAUAUAUAU
This is a messenger RNA of Xenopus tropicalis (tropical clawed frog), 2698 nucleotides long. It is a transcript of the gene galr2, whose product is annotated as galanin receptor 2. The transcript is spliced from 2 exons. Lineage: Eukaryota; Metazoa; Chordata; Amphibia; Anura; Pipidae. The record is from RefSeq and is a predicted model, not a curated record. Gene Ontology annotation, cellular component: membrane. Gene Ontology annotation, biological process: signal transduction; G protein-coupled receptor signaling pathway. The coding region runs from base 915 to 2036 and encodes 373 amino acids. Gene Ontology annotation, molecular function: G protein-coupled receptor activity.